This is a messenger RNA of Rhododendron vialii, 1133 nucleotides long. RefSeq names its product hevamine-A-like. The coding region runs from base 30 to 971 and encodes 313 amino acids. Gene Ontology annotation, molecular function: chitinase activity. Gene Ontology annotation, biological process: carbohydrate metabolic process. Gene Ontology annotation, cellular component: extracellular region. The record is from RefSeq and is a predicted model, not a curated record. The transcript has 2 exons. Lineage: Eukaryota; Viridiplantae; Streptophyta; Magnoliopsida; Ericales; Ericaceae.
CAACCAUUCAAAGAUUAAAAAAAACUAUCAUGGCAAAAAAAACUCAAGCCAGAACUGUCUUUCUAUUAUUGCUGUCCCUCCUCCUCUUCCCAACUCUCCUGAAAACCACCGAGGCCCGCCGCGGCGGCAUAGGCGUAUACGUUAUCGGCGUAGAAGACCUCACCGCAGUCUGCGCCACCGGAAGAUUCGCCUAUGUCAACAUUGCAUUCCUCGACAUAUUUGGCAACGGCCAAACCCCUUCACUCGCCCAGCCCAACCAAUGCAACACCACCACCAAUGGUUGCACCAUCAUUACCAACCAAAUCCGGCACUGCCAAAGGAAGGGUAUCAAAGUGAUGCUCUCCAUCGGCGGCAACGUUGGAGACUACUCUCUUUCUUCCAAAGCCGACGCAAAAAAUGUUUCCCUGUAUCUAUGGAACAACUACUUAGGUGGAUUCUCACCGAAUCGCCCUUUCGGUGCUGCUGUUUUGGACGGUAUAGAUUUCUACAUCAAGCAAAGUUUCGAUCUGUAUUGGGAUGAUCUUGCCCGCUAUCUACAUGGUUUUAGCAAGUGCGGAAAGAAGAAGGUGUACUUAUCGGCUGCCCCAGGGUGUGGGUACCCCGAUUCUUCCUUAGGGAAGGCUCUUAAAACAGGCCUUUUUGACUUUGUUUGGGUACUGUAUUAUACCACUCUUGAUCUUAAUUUUUCAUGUAUGUACCUUGGUGGAAAUAAUACUAGUAAUUUGUUGAAUUCAUGGGCCCUGUGGACCAAGUCAGUAAAAGCUCGAAAGUUUUUCUUGGGAUUGGUGGUAGUGCCGCGCCCGCCUGAUACCGAAGUUAUUCCGGGCGGAUUUAUUCCCGUCGACGUGUUGACGAAUCAGGUACUCCCGGUGGUAAAGAAGUCGAGAAAGUAUGGGGGUGUGACGCUUUGGAAUUCAUUUUUUGAUGAGGAUGAGGGGUAUAGUACCGCCAUUUUGAGUAGUGUUGUUUGAUAAUAAAAAAAACGUGAAGUAUUUAUUGUGUUUUUGGUUUUGCCAGUUUGUUGUAAGAGAAGAAUCAAUAAUGUGUGCACUGGUUUGAACUCUGAACUACUGCUUGAUUUGUUUCGCCCAGUUUUGGUCUAAUAAAACUGUAGACUAUGUUCUUAUUGUUUU